AUGGCUACCAUUCAUUAUCCUUUACCAAUGCAAUCGUUUAACCAGUCCCAGUUUUCAUCCAAUUCCACUUCCAAUGCAAAGUUCUUCGGCUCUAAUCGUCCCUUUGUUCUUCUGGGCCAUGGAUGGAUGCUGUUUACCGUUGCAUUUCUAUCUCUAAUCCUGUACCGCAUUUUCUAUUUCUUUGUUUUCAAGGACCGACCUCCUAAGGGGCUUCAGCUGGUCCCUGGCCCCGGGAGCACCAUUCCUUACAUUGGGCGAGUCGACAUUGAUCCCAUCGCGCCCUGGACCUCUAUGAAAAAAUGGUCCGAUCAGUUCAACGGCUUCUUCAGGCUGCAGGCUUGCGGUGAAAUGCACAUCUGGCUGGGAGACAAUGACAUCGCACAAGAACUAUAUUGCAAGAGAGCCGCGAUUUACUCCUCCCGUCCAGAGGUUGCAGCAGUUCCGGGCAGCGACUCACAGGGUCAAUAUCUCCCCCUGCUGGAGUACGGCGAUCACUGGCGUAUGCAACGAAAGUUCGCCCACACCUCACUGACCUUGGCGUACAACAAUCAGUAUUAUGGCUACAUCAACCUUGAGGCCAAACGAUUCUUGUUCAAACUACUUCAAGACCCUCUCGACCACUUUUCACAAACAGACAGAUUCUGUGGUCGCGUUUCUACGAGGCUCUGCUACGGCUCGCCACAUUCGGCCGCAGCUCAUUGCAAGAACGCCGCCGAAUUCAUUCCACAGAUCUCGCCUUCAGCAAGUGGACCCAUUACAAACAUUCUUCCUUUCCUUGCAGGCCUUCCCGAAUGGCUAAAUCCAACAAAAAUACCUUGCAGACAACGGAGAGAGCGCGAAGAGCGUCUUUGGACGGGACUCAUGAGACAAGUUCGAGAAGAGAUGGAGCAAGGCAAAGCAAAGGUUUCGUAUGCACGGUCAUACUUCGAAAGGAAGGCCGCCGCUGCCGACCAAGACGAUCGGUCUUUUGGCUUUGAUGACCACGAAGCAGCAUAUGCAGUCGGAAUGCUGUGCACCGUGGCCAUUUUCACCAUCGGAGGUCCCUUGUACUGCUUCUUCCUAGCGAUGACCCUUCAUCCCGAGUGGCAAGAGAAGUGCAGGGCCGAAGUUGAUCGCGUGGUCGGGCAGAAUCGCAUUGUCGAGCUCAGCGACUCCCCCAACCUUCCGAUCCUUCGAGCAUGCUUCAAAGAAUGUAUCCGCUGGCGCCCACCAGUUCCCCUCGGCGUUCCUCGACUCGUGCAAGACGACGAUAAUUAUCAGGGUUACUUUAUUCCUAAAGGAGCUGUGGUUCAUGCGAUCGACCUGGCAAUUGCGCGCGAUCCUAACAGAUAUCCCGACCCCGAGACAUACAAUCCGGGCCGCUGGCUGGAACCGGAGUUUCCCACUUAUCAAGAACCAUUGUCCGUUUACCCCCGCUUAACAGGGCAUCAUGGUUUCGGCCGUGGUCGGCGUAUGUGCCCCGGUAUCGAGAUCACCGAAGCCGAGUUGCUGGUGGCAUGUGGUUCUCUGCUAUGGGCUUUUACCAUGAAGCCCAACAUUGGACCUAACGGACAGCCACAAUGGCCUGACUCGAAAGCAUUCACGAGCAAUGUCAUUGGAGGACCUCUGCCGUUCAAGUUCGAUCUGAAAGUCAGAGAUGAGCAACGCAAGGCUAAGAUCGAGGAGCUGUACGAGCAGAGCCGGGAUCUGCUGGAAGAGAGAUGA
Messenger RNA from Cladophialophora psammophila CBS 110553, 1704 nucleotides. RefSeq lists its product as uncharacterized. Gene Ontology annotation, molecular function: iron ion binding; monooxygenase activity; heme binding. The transcript has 2 exons. Lineage: Eukaryota; Fungi; Ascomycota; Eurotiomycetes; Chaetothyriales; Herpotrichiellaceae. Bases 1 to 1704 code for a protein of 567 amino acids. The record is from RefSeq and is a predicted model, not a curated record.